AUUCGGGGCGGAGGUUGCAGUUGCACUUGCACGGUCUGAUGCGAUAGAUAGACAGACAGACAGACAGACAGACAGACCCUCGCGACGACUCUGCUCUGUUUAAUUUGCGUGGCCGACGUUGAUGUGCUUCGAGCUGGCGGACCAGCGCGGACCGCAGGGCGGCGGCGGAGCGGGGUGGCCGGCGAAGCGGCGCGCGGGAGGCGUGCAGGACGAGGGCGCGGCCGCGGCCGCGGGGAUGGCAAUGGCGGCCGCCGGCCCCGGGGAGGUGAUGUCCGAGUACUACCAGGCGCAGGAGCUGUCGACGAUGGUGUCGGCGCUGACCCACGUCGUGGCCGGCGCGCCGAUGGGGAGCGCCCCUGCGCAGCGGCCAAUGCACGGCGCCUCCGGCUACUACGCGCACGAGAUGGGGAGCUACCGCGGCGCGCCAUCGCCGGAGCUCGCAGGGUCGGAGCUGAGUUCGGACACCCAGAGCGCGGGCGCGGCGGCCAUGGAGGAGCACCAGUCGGCAGCUGCGCUGUCCAGCCAGGAGGGUCCCGAGACGCCGCGGAGGCGCUACCGCGGGGUGCGCCAGCGGCCGUGGGGCAAGUGGGCCGCCGAGAUCCGGGACCCGCACAAGGCGGCGCGCGUCUGGCUCGGCACGUUCGAGACCGCCGAGGCCGCGGCGCGCGCCUACGACGAGGCCGCGCUCCGCUUCCGCGGCAGCCGCGCCAAGCUCAACUUCCCCGAGGACGCGCGCCUCUACCCGGCGUCCACGGCGGGCGCGGCGGCGCCUCUCGCCGCGGCGGCCUCGACCUCCCCACCUGUCUACUCCGGUGGCGUCCAGGGCUCGUCGGACUACCUGAGGUACCACCAGAUGCUUCUGCAAGCGUCCACGGGCAGCCAGGGCACCCUGCUCCCGUUCUAUGGCGGCGGCAUGAGCAAUCCCUACGGCGGCGGUGCCGCCAUGACCGGUUCCUACGGUGGAGCCGGCGGCGGCAACACGAGUGGUUCCUUGGGCUCCUACUACUCGUUCCCGGCCUCCUCUGUUUCUGUCGCCACCGUGCCGUCCUCUACUUCCUCUGCUUCGGGGUACUACUACUCGUCGCCGCACGACUCGCAACACAGCGAGGCGUCCGCGGCGGCGGACUGGAACUGGGAGAGCGCGCUGGCCUGGCCCGACUCGAGCCAGUACCCGCCGCCACCUCACACUCAGUAGCAGCAGCCAGUAGCGGUCUUCUUCUUUUCUCUGUAACAAUAAGUAAGGUGAGUACGGUUGCGCGGAGGGAGACGCGCGGCAACGCAAAGCAAAACAAAGCAGAUCAACAAGAGGAGGAUGCUUUCAUUUCUUUCGUGUUAUGAUGAUGACACCCGAGUGGUCUUUGUUUGUUGAUUUUUAGUUUUGGUCGACGAUGUGGCUGGCGGCUAUCCCCAUUGUUUCCAUUUAAUCUUGGCUGCGAAUUUAAGAGAUGAAAGCUCCACCCCGUUCUCCAA
Molecule: messenger RNA, 1470 nt
Organism: Zea mays
Lineage: Eukaryota; Viridiplantae; Streptophyta; Magnoliopsida; Poales; Poaceae
Product: ethylene-responsive transcription factor ERF115
Exons: 2
Coding region: 122-1195 (357 amino acids)
Biological process (GO): ethylene-activated signaling pathway; regulation of DNA-templated transcription
Molecular function (GO): DNA binding; DNA-binding transcription factor activity
Source: RefSeq, a predicted model, not a curated record